AUGGAAAGCUUUCGUCUGGCACUGAUUAUUGAACUGAUACUUCUAUUGAGCUUAAUUGCUUUUGUAAAUGUAUUUUGUGCUAUAAAAAUCAAAUUCUAUCUGAAGAAUACCAAACAAACCAGUUGUUGGUUGCUCCAAUAUCACUUCUUUCAGGCUGCUUGUCCGAUCGUAUUCUUGGUGACACCGUAUUGCUUUGCUGUAUUUCUACUUUUCACUGGUAUUGACUCUAACCAAAUCAUCACAGUCGUGCUUUCGACUCUUCUGGCCUUAUAUCCGAUUUUCAACCCAAUUAUUAUUAUUACCUUCAUGAAGGAGUACAGAAAUUUUAUUGCCAUCAAACUAAAAGCGCCAGACGUCGUACGCGAGAUUGAUAAACCCAUCUGA
Messenger RNA from Haemonchus placei, 384 nucleotides. NCBI's taxonomy places the organism in Eukaryota, Metazoa, Nematoda, Chromadorea, Rhabditida, Trichostrongylidae. The record is from the annotation of a GenBank genome assembly.